Pseudonaja textilis is the source of this 324-nucleotide messenger RNA. NCBI's taxonomy places the organism in Eukaryota, Metazoa, Chordata, Lepidosauria, Squamata, Elapidae. The record is from RefSeq and is a predicted model, not a curated record.
GAGCGGGGGCCGGUGAUGUGGGGGUGGUGAUCGUGGACCCCCAAGGACGCCGGGACACGGUGGAGGUGGUCUUGGAAGACAAAGGAGACAAUAUUUUCCGCUGCACUUAUCGGCCCGUCCUGGAGGGUCCUCACACCAUCUAUGUGACCUUUGCGGGGGCUCAGAUCCCCAAAAGCCCCUUCACGGUCAAUGUGGCAGAAGCGCCGCCUCCUGCUCCCCCACCUGCUGUCUCCCCCAUUCAGAUCAUCCCUCAGUCCGUCUGUACCCCACCUGCCGACGCCAAGAAAAUGCCACCCCCCACUCUGCCCAAGCCGCAUAAACCAA